Molecule: messenger RNA, 429 nt
Organism: Triticum turgidum subsp. durum (durum wheat)
Lineage: Eukaryota; Viridiplantae; Streptophyta; Magnoliopsida; Poales; Poaceae
Source: the annotation of a GenBank genome assembly
AUGGACGCAAUCAGGAAGGCCUGUGCCUCAUUGGAGGAGGGGUACAUGCCCCCAGUCACCUUUGUGGUUGUCCAGAAAAGGCAUCACACCAGGCUGUUCCCUGAGGUCCAUGGGAGGCGUGAUAUGACUGACAAGAGUGGGAACAUACUUCCAGGAACUAUGGUUGACCUCAUGAUUAGCCACCCUACAGAGUUUGAUUUCUACUUGUGCAGCCAUGCUGGCAUUCAGGGAACUAGCAGGCCAACACACUACCAUGUUCUGUAUGAUGAGAAUCACUUCACAGCCGAUGCGCUUCAGUCACUGACCAACAAUCUCUGCUACACCUAUGCUCGUUGCACUCGUGCGGUUUCUGUUGGAGAGGGGCCUGUAGAGGUGUGCCAGCUCCCAAAGAUCAAGGACAACGUCAAGGACGUCAUGUUCUACUGCUGA